UCAAAGCAUUUCUCUACCGAUAUUCUCUCUGUCCCUCUCUUCCACCAAUCCAAGUUUAACUGGUCGCUCACCAUGACCGACAUCGAGACUAGCUUUCAGGCGGCCAUCGACGCUGGCAAGAUCAACGGGGUCGUCAUCUGUGCCACCGACGCCGAGGGUCGCUUCGUCUACGACAAGGCGCUCGGGGAGCGCACCCUGCUAUCUGGCGAGAAGCGGCCGCAGCAGCUCGACGACGUGCUGUAUCUAGCCUCAGCCACCAAGCUGAUCACCACCAUCGCCGCCCUUCAGUGCGUCGACGACGGCCUACUGACCCUGAACGGCGACUUGUCCUCUGUCGCACCCGAGCUCGCCGCCAAGCAGGUCAUCACUGGCUUUUCCGACGACGGCGAAACCCCCCUGCUUGAGCCGCCGGCCCGGCCCGUCACGCUCGAGAUGCUGCUAACGCACAGCUCCGGCAUCAGCUACGACUUCAUGAACCCGCACGUCGCCAAGUGGUGCGAGAAGUUUGACUCUCUACAAGGAGACGGGCGCCGGCCGGUCGAGGAGGCGUUCAGCUACCCGCUUGGCUUUCAGCCUGGUACCAGCUGGAUGUACGGCCCCGGGCUCGACUGGGCCGGCCGCGUAGUGGAGCGGGUGACGGGCCGCACAUUGGGCGAGCACAUACAACAACGCAUCUGCGACCCGCUCGGUAUCGACAGUGCACAAUUCUACCCGGUCACGCGCGAGGGCUUGCGCGCCCGUCUCGUAGACCUCAACCCGCAAGACCCCGACGCCCUUGGCCGCGCCGUGCUGGGCGGCGGCGGCGACAUGAACAAACGCAGUCGCGGAGACUUUGGCGGCCACGGCCUGUUCAUGGCAGGUGCCGACUACGUCAAGGUUCUGCGCUCGCUGCUAGCCAACGACGGCAAGCUGCUCAAACCCGCCACUGUUGACGACAUGUUUCAGCAUCACCUCAGCCCUGAAGCGACCGCGGGGCACCAGGCUGCGCUGGCCAGUCCCAUGGGAGUAUUUUUCCGCGUGGGCACCGACCUCGGAAUGAAGGCCGGCCACGGCCUGGGCGGCUUGCUGACGCUGCAGGACGUCGAUGGCUGGUACGGCGAGCACACGCUGACCUGGGGCGGUGGCUUGACCCUCGCCUGGUUUAUCGACCGCAAGAACGACCUGUGCGGCGUUGGGGCAGUCCAAGCCGCGCUGCCGGUUGACGGUGAAGCGGUGACCGCGCUAAAGCAGACAUUUCGUCGCGAUAUCUACCGCAAGCACGCCACGUGGAAGCAGCAGCAGUAAUAGCAUUGGGAAUUAUGAGGAUGAAAAUGGGAAAGUAUAAAACGACUUUUACUAUUUCGUUCGUUCGGUAACCUUUUUAAAGACCUUGGGACGAAUUAAGUAACCUCAAACUUGUGUGCACCCCUAGGAACGCAAUUCCAUGCCAAGCCUCAUGCGCGUGUAAUGAUCUAAGAAAGACGUCACCAGAUCGACCUCAUGGCAGACUCUCUGCUCUGCCCCGAGCCAGCUCGGACUUCGAGGUGAAUGCGACCACAGCAGCCAUAGAGUAAGAAGAUUAGCGGGUCGUAGCAAGUAUAAGUACAUGUCAAGUCCAAAGCUUGCGCGCUUCGU
Mytilinidion resinicola is the source of this 1614-nucleotide messenger RNA. Its product is annotated as beta-lactamase. The record is from RefSeq and is a predicted model, not a curated record. Lineage: Eukaryota; Fungi; Ascomycota; Dothideomycetes; Mytilinidiales; Mytilinidiaceae. The transcript has a single exon. Bases 73 to 1284 code for a protein of 403 amino acids.